This is a messenger RNA of Cadophora gregata, 1191 nucleotides long. RefSeq lists its product as uncharacterized. Gene Ontology annotation, molecular function: carbohydrate:proton symporter activity. The coding region runs from base 1 to 1191 and encodes 396 amino acids. The record is from RefSeq and is a predicted model, not a curated record. Gene Ontology annotation, cellular component: membrane. Gene Ontology annotation, biological process: transmembrane transport; carbohydrate transport. Lineage: Eukaryota; Fungi; Ascomycota; Leotiomycetes; Helotiales; Ploettnerulaceae. The transcript has 5 exons.
AUGUCACUCAAUGCCGGUAUUCUCGCCAACACGGGCUUCGUCCAGCAAUUUGGCACCGCCAACAAUGCCAAAGGCAAGAAAGUCCUCGCAUCCAACGUGAUAGCCGCCUGGGGGAGCAUCCUACUCGUCGGUCAAGUCGUCGCCAACGUCGCGGUUCCUUUCCUAUCAGCUCAGUUCGGCCGCAAGGCAGCAAUGUUCACAUGCUGGCUCAUUCUAACAGCCAGUGUUAUCUGUGAAAGCUUCUCUCAAGCAUGGCCCCACUGGCUCGCUGGCAUGGGCCUGGGCUGCAUACAAGUCACCCUCCCCGCAUACAUCACCGAAACCGCCCCCACCGGCGUCCGUGGCAUGGUAUUGAUGACUUAUAACCUCUGGUGGACUGUAGGCACAUUCUUCGCAGGCGUCGACGACUUCAACCUUGACCAACAAGUACAAGUCCUGGUGCUCCUAGCCGAGCACGAAGCCAAAGUCGCCGCACUACAGAAACACGAAAAGUGGUAUGCAAUUUUCCGCGGCACCGAUGGCUUCCGUACUCUCCUCGCUCUUUGGAAACUCCUCUCGCAACAGUUUACCGGUCUUGUUCUCUUCUCGACCUUCGGAGCGUACUUCUUUCAACAAGCUGGCGUUGGAGACCCUUUCCAGAUCAAAUACAUCACCCUAUCCGUGAAGAUAGUGGCAGCCGUCGUUGUUGUUUUCCUUGCUGAUAUCCUGGGGAACAGAAUGAUCAGUUGCUCUGGCACAACUACCAUGUGGGCAACCAGUCUGAUCGUUGGAAUCCUCGGCCUCGUACCGAGAGUUCCGGCUGUGAAUUACAUCUUUGUUCUGGUGGCCGUCAUAUGGAACAUUGGCCUCACCAUGAAUGGCGCCACAGGCUGGGGUUUCAUCGGCGAGAUCUCCUCUCAACGCCUCCGACACUACACGUCGGGUGCAGCCGCCACCGCCAUCUCAAUCACCAACAUCGGAAUGAACCAGCUAGUGCCUCACAUGGUCAAUGCGAGCGAUUGGAACUGGGGCCUCAAAUCGGGCUUCUUCUAUGCUGGUGUGGGAUUGCCGUUUAUUGUGGGAAUGUGGUUGCUAAUUCCGGAGACUUCUGGGCAAGAUACUUCGCUUAAGCGUUCCGCAGCUGAACUCGACGAGCUUUUCGAGCGUAAAAUUCGGCCGUGGCGAUUCAAGAAGACCGAGACUGCUACGUAG